This is a messenger RNA of Sinocyclocheilus rhinocerous, 3211 nucleotides long. RefSeq names its product ADP-ribosylation factor 3. Bases 210 to 755 code for a protein of 181 amino acids. The record is from RefSeq and is a predicted model, not a curated record. The transcript is spliced from 5 exons. Gene Ontology annotation, molecular function: GTPase activity; GTP binding. NCBI's taxonomy places the organism in Eukaryota, Metazoa, Chordata, Actinopteri, Cypriniformes, Cyprinidae.
UCGGCGUAAACUCUCGUGAGAUUUUCUCUCUCUCUCCGUGUCCAAAAUCGGCUGGUGUCAGCUCGCAAGGACUCUAGAUUCUUUUUCUCAGCUAAAUAACCUAAAUAACCAAGGCUUUCAGUUUUUUUUUUACCUCAGUGAAUUGUUCCACACCAAGGACUCACAGCUUUCUGGAUUGCGAUUGGCUAGACGAAGCAAAACAUUGAAUCAUGGGGAAUAUUUUUGGCAAUCUGCUGAAGAGUCUGAUAGGGAAGAAAGAGAUGAGAAUUCUGAUGGUUGGAUUAGAUGCUGCUGGUAAAACCACCAUCCUUUACAAACUGAAGCUGGGAGAGAUCGUGACCACCAUCCCAACCAUUGGCUUUAACGUGGAGACAGUGGAGUACAAGAACAUCAGCUUCACUGUGUGGGAUGUGGGUGGUCAGGAUAAAAUCAGACCACUCUGGAGACACUACUUUCAAAAUACACAGGGUCUUAUCUUUGUGGUUGACAGCAACGAUCGGGAGAGAGUUAACGAGGCGCGGGAGGAGUUAAUGAGGAUGCUUGCAGAAGACGAACUGCGUGAUGCUGUCCUUCUUGUCUUUGCAAACAAACAGGAUCUGCCAAAUGCUAUGAAUGCAGCUGAGAUCACAGACAAACUCGGCCUCCAUUCGCUCCGCCAUCGCAACUGGUAUAUACAAGCGACCUGCGCGACCAGCGGCGACGGUCUGUACGAAGGGCUCGACUGGCUCGCCAAUCAGCUCAAGAAUAAGAAGUGAGGGGCGGGAUUUGCAUUACGUGGCCGUCUCUCGCUUUGGGAAAGGGGUGGGACUAAUUUGGCCUUCGGAAUCAUUAUGUUUGGUUUCUCUUUGUUUAAUUUUCGUUCUUUUUUGGUUGUAUUCUGGAAAAACACAGUAUGUGGUUUAUGGAGCCUUCUACGCUCUGUGUAAAUCAUCUGUAGGUUUGUACGCACACGCAUUCACACGCAGAUCAAUAUUUCCUCUGUUAACUUUUCCAUUUCACUGUACGAAAAGUGUCGGUUUAUAGCAUCAACGUUUAGUCGAUUUUAUCGUCUCUCCCUCUCUCGCUCACGUGUUUACAAUCAGUGAUCAGUGUUGUCCUUGACUGCCAUGAAAACGAUCGUUGGGUCUGAGCGUGCUCAUGUAUUAUGUAAUAUGCUUAUGUAUUUCCUCGUAUUGUCGAAAUGCUCCGUAGAUGCGAUUAUGAUGCAGUUUGCCUCCUCACGCACACAAUAUCCACAGUCUGCAAUCCCGGCGGUUCGUGAUUGCGUUAGAUACCCUGCUGUGUUUUGCAUGGCUCUUUCUCUCGGUGUCGUGUUAAGCGUUGUGGUGUAGUAGAGGUUAGAUCUGCAUGUACGUGUUUAGUCACACGAAGCUGGUUGGUGUUGCAUGCUGCUUUGUGGCCGUGCUGUACUAGAAUGGACGCUGUACAAUGAAUGUCGCUUAUCACACAUCCCUCGCCUAAAUUGUGAGUCAAACGUGGUGCUGUUGAGUUGUCCACCAUAAUUCGCAUUCAAGUGAAGCUGUAAAUAAAGCUUUUUCCAAUCAAACGCCCCUUUGUUGUAGAAUUGACUUGGCUAGUUGUUGCAUGGGUAUUGUUUUGUACGAAUCACUAGCAUUGUCUGCAUGGCAUGCAUGCUGUGCUGUUAGUCCGAUAGAUAGAUAGAUAGAUAGAUAGUGAAAUGCUGUUUAACACAGUCCUUUAUUAGUUGCUAUACUAAUUUGCCACUGACAUGAUUAGUAGAUUGUUAUGACACUACAUUUUUUGCUUUUGCUUUCAUAUUAAUGAACAGCAUAAAACAGCACACACACAUACAUACAUUAAACCUCGGUAUGUCAGUGGUCUGCGGCAAACUGCAUAAUAACUCGUCUGCUUAUGUGUUUGUUUGCAUGUUUCAUGCUCAUAAUGCGUUUUAUGGGUUCAGACUAACAUCGCCCACAACGAAUGUGAAUUUGUUGAAUCAGUGCACACAUUUGGGCUUUAUUCAUGGUGUUUUGGAUUAUUAUAGUUCAGAAAUGAGAAAAAUAUAUAGAUAUGUAUAUUUAAAGUAGGUUGUCUUUUGUGUUUAACACGUCAUAUUCUAUAACAUAAUCUAUAUCUGUUACAGACUACAAGGACAAAUGAAAAAUCAAAUGCUUACCUAUUUUACCAUGCUAGCUAGUGUAAAUACAACAAAACUGCUUAUCCUGCAUUGCGUGUGUGUCGGUAAUCCAUCCAUCACACAAAAAUCUAACACUAACACAGUCUGUUUGUAAUUGUAUGUGUUUCUAGCAUUGUUUUCUAGUUUGCAUUUUUGGCAUCUUUCCACUUAAUACCCAGCACCUUUACACUAAAACCCAUUGUUAUGACUCUUAUGACUGUAUGAACAUUAUAAAAGGCAAGUCUUUUCAACCUAGGACAUGAUUCGAAUAGAGUCUUGUAUUAUUUUGAGUGCUGUAGCGUGUGGGUGAUGCAGGAACGGGAGAGUUACCAAAACUGAUUGUGUUAUUUAGCAAGACACUUAACCUCAAAUGAUCCAGUUUGGCAAUGGAACAUAAGCUUAGUUAGCCUAACACACUCUACAGUAGUAUUUCAGCAUAUACUGCAAACAGCGAUAUGUUCUACACAAGUCUGCAGUGUGAAUCGUCCAGUCUGUUAAGUUUUGUGGCCUUAUCUUCUUACAAAAGUGUGUUUUCACAAGGUUAUUUAUUAACUAAGUUAUUGGGUCACUGAGUUGCUUGUUUUGUUUUAGUUGAUCUGGGAACAAAAGGGGUUAAAAAAUCUCAAAUAGGUAGUUUGCUUGAUUUCAAAGCAUUUAUUCUUUGCAUUAAAUAGUUUGUGUGCUUAUUGAGUAGCUAGGGUUGACUUUUUAGGAUGGUUUAAAGUUUGAUUUUAUCUUCUUCGAUAUUAUAUUUUUAUUUAUGUAUUUAUUUUGGUGAAUGUGUUUUUACCUGUGUGCUUAUGCAUUUUCUUUGUUGAUUUUUUUACUGUGUUGGGUAAAUCAUUUUAAUGGCUUAUACAGUGUCAGUGAACAUAAUCAAUGAAGGGGAAAACAAUUUCUCACUGAAUAAUCAAUAAAUAAAUAGAACUUAGAAAUCAUGGAUGAAAUGUGUAAUUAUCUGUUACAGUAGAUUAAGAAAGAUUAUUGUUGAUUAUUAUGAUGUAGACACCAAAAUCUUUCUCUCCCUCCGAUCCCUGACUGUAACGCUACGCUCAAAUAAAAACAUGAAAAUUA